Penaeus chinensis is the source of this 6956-nucleotide messenger RNA. RefSeq names its product protein CREBRF homolog (gene REPTOR). Gene Ontology annotation, molecular function: RNA polymerase II transcription regulatory region sequence-specific DNA binding; DNA-binding transcription factor activity, RNA polymerase II-specific. Gene Ontology annotation, cellular component: nucleus. Lineage: Eukaryota; Metazoa; Arthropoda; Malacostraca; Decapoda; Penaeidae. Gene Ontology annotation, biological process: response to unfolded protein; regulation of transcription by RNA polymerase II. The record is from RefSeq and is a predicted model, not a curated record.
ACAGUUUUCAAAUGCUGGACUUGAACAGCCCAAUUCACCCAUUACUAUGGUAACAGUACAUCCUGAUGAAGUUUUGGGUAUGAACAAAGGGUUUUCCACACCAACUUCCAGCUUUCAUUGUCCACCUACAAUGGCUCAGCCAGUAAAAGCAGAGAGCUCAUCACUUUACUCUUUGCUUGCUUCUUCGUUCCCUCCUCAAGGUGGAGGUUGGAGAGAUCCACUUCUCACAUCAUCCUCCCUGCCAGGACAACCACCCAACCAGCAGCUGGGCAGCAUAGAGGAAUGCCCAAGCUCAAAUCAGCAACAGAAUAUUUCUCAACAGCAACAACAGUGCUCAAACCAUUCUUCUGGUUCAACUUCAGCACUACAGGAACUAUUGCUUCGUUCCCCAUCAACUCCUUUAUCACCACAUAGUGUGUCCUCCCAGGGGGCCCCAUCACCUCAAGAACCUCCUAUGGGGCAAUCUGUACCAAGGCCCUCUUCCCUCUCAGCUGCAAAUCCCCUGCUUUCUGCAAGGUUGUCUUCAUCGGCACCAACCCACAACUUUUCCCUGGAGCAAGCUUGGCAGCGAAGGGAGCCUAGACAGCAUCUUUUGUCAACUGGGUCUUUGGCUGAAGAAUUUGGCGGUUCAGCUUCUUCUCUAAGUACAGUGGGAGGCAUCCUGUCUCCAGCAGCACAUGAUCUCUCUAUUGACGAUGCAGUUGAUUCUGAGGAUGAGUCUGAUAAUGAACACUAUGACUCAGAGUCAGAUAAUGAUUCAAUAGUUAGUGAAGACACGAGCAGCAUCUCAGGUUCAAGUGGGAAGAAGGAAAGGUACUUCUGGCAGUAUAAUGUACAAGCCAAAGGACCAAAGGGACAGCGUGUGUGCAUAAGCCAGCAGCAGCGUGACCCACACAGCCUGCCAUCAAUCAUGGAUCCAGUGUUCUCCCCGCUCUGCUCAAUUCAAGGAAUAAAACACAGUUUAUCUCUAACACACAGUGGAAAGGCCCGAAGGGGCGAUGGAAAUGACCUUACGCCGAACCCCCGUAAAUUAGUGAACAUUGGCAGAGAACUCGACAAACUGAACAAGACAAUAAAUGACUUAACACCUGUAUCUGAACUCCCAUUCAACGUGAGACCCAAGUCUAGAAAAGAGAAGAACAAAUUGGCAUCGAGAGCCUGCCGCUUGAAGAAGAAAGCCCAGCAUGAAGCAAAUAAGAUCAAGCUGUAUGGUUUAGAGCAAGAGCACAAGGGAAUGCUUCUGCUUCUGGAGGAGGCUCGAGGAAGUCUGAUAAAGAAGGUAGAGAGUGGAGGGACUGCACACAUGCCUACCAAUCAUCACCAAGCCCUACCAGGCACCCCACCGCAGAACCAUCAGCUGUCUGUAUCACAGCAUAUUGAAAAAAUUGCCAAGUUAAGGAGCAAACUCCGGAUUGCUGGCCAUACCACUGAGUUUGUGAAUCGUGUCAUUGAAAACUGUCAGAAUGGAGAUCAUAAUGGAGGACUGGAAGAGAUAACCAAAACCUUUAAUGACACCAAUUUGGCCGCCAGUCCCACAUCCAAUGGCAACAAUGGAUAUUCACCUCGCUGAAAUCUCCAAGUGGAAACACAUGUUGGUGCAGAUUGAGGUGCUUGGAGCCACCCAAACUCAUGCACCCACAACUAUGGCAAGAAUACACCAUCUCUUCAAUGCUUCACAAGGAAUUGCUGUAUUUGCAUUAAUCCAUGACUUGCAUACAUGGAUUCAGUAAUAUGCACUGAGGCCAUAGCUUCGCAAGCAACAAGCUUUAAGGAAAUUUAAAAGUUGAAAGUGUAAAUAAGUAAUUUGUACAGAAUUAACCCAUAUACUUUACCCAAAGCAACUGCUGUAACCAGUGGGGCGAUGGAUCCCCCCAAUAGUGGGAAGCCAAAAUUAUAGUUAGGAAAAAAGGAUUGGUAGAUGUUAGAUGAUGAUUGUGAUAUAUUCAUCCAUCAGUGAUGAAUGGUACAGAUAUAGAACUAGCUGCAUUCUUUUUAGAAGGGAAAUGAGUUAGUGAGGCUUUGCUUUUUUGCACGAGACGUAGGCUGUGACAGUCAGAGGAACGAUUGAAUUGCUACAAAACAAAAAUGUUAUUGUUAAGUUUUUUCUUAACAGAUCCUGUAAAACCCCUAGGGCAGUAUUGCACUAUGUAAUUAAUCCUUAGAUUUAUUAUGUUGGAAAUUAGUCCAGGUUAAAUCAGUGUGGAAAACCAAGGCAAACUCUUCACAGAUAAGGCACUCUUUAAGGGUUCUACUGCCCUGAGGUCCACCAACGCUUGUUCAUUUGGUUAUUACUAUUACCACUGUGAAAGUAUUGUUGUGCAUUAUAGAGUCUGUGAGAACAGAGCUUUCUCUAAUACAUUAUAUAGAAUAUUUUUGUUGCAGCUUUGGUGUUUUGUUUAUAUAGAUUACAUAAUUUUUAUUAAUUUUUAAGUGAAAAGUGUAUGUAAGUUGGUCUGUAGCAUUCCUGCUGGUUGAUAUUUAUGAUAUAAGUAGUUUUAAGAUAAUAUUUGAUAGACACUUUAUAACAAGAAAGUAGAAGUGUAUGUUUCUGUACUAGUGUAAAGCUUGCCAUAGAUUUUCCAUUUUCUAAACAAAAUGAGAAUUUGUGUAGCUAAGAUUGUUGUGCAGUAUUUAUUCUGCAACCAAAGCCUAUAAUCAUGACAUGUGUUGUCUGUGACCCCCAUUUAUUGCUCUUCAGCAGGACUAGGUACUCAUUCUCUUCAGAGUUCAUUCAGGCUGACAUGAUAGUUGUUUGUCAGAGAGAAUAGCAAGAAUUUUAAGUGAAACAUAGUCUUUUCUGAAUAGAAAUGUUAAGUGUAAUAUACAUAUAUAGGUUAUAAAAGCAACACCUUGUUUUGAAAGUGUAUGCAAUAUGAGAAAUGUGUGAUGACAUGGAAUUAUUGUGCAGAAUGUAGUUAUAGUAUGUUCCUCAUUUUGUUGUCCAUCAAUAUCUUGCCUUGAAUAGAACAAAUUGAAAGCUGAUCUUUUUAGGAAAAUUAGCAUAGUGUUUUAAUUUUCACUGUUUGGAGAAUUUUUAAAUUUCAUUUUAGAGCAUUGAUAUGUUAGGCUGAAUUAAACAUUGCAGCUUAAUGCAUUUCAGGGCAUUAGCUUAGUGUUUGUCUAAAACAAGUUACUUUUUUUUGCUAAUAUACAGCUACUCCACAUUAGAUAGUUUGAUGAAUAAUUCAUUUGAUAAUACUCCAAAUGCAAUAUGAAUUAUGAUAAGCAUUAAAGCAAACACACUUUCAUUACUUGAAUAAGGAAUAUAGGUUUCUAUCUGACUAAUGAUAAUUUUAUUGAAUGUAGACCAUGGAAUAGUAGAGUAGAAAUGUUUCCACUUGCACAAUGAAUUACCUCAUGUUUAAAUUUUGUCCAUGCUUUAUUGCCUUUUGCAACUUACAUAUAUGGUAAUGUAUGUUAUUUAGGAAGGCUACCUUUUUUACUUGCAGUCUCUCAGAAUGAGGCAAGGCUUAGUUCUUUUCCCUUUUUUUAUGUUUUGAUAAACUACACUUUUUGAAACAGAAAUUGGAGAAUGUAUGGCAAGACAAAACUAGCACGAAAUGGCUGAGUUUGUGUACCUGAUAAUGUAGGUUAGGUUAGAUAACCCGGUGCCUGUCUAGUCGCACUAAUAUUCAAGUAAACACAUGAGUCUAUACAAACAUGUUUUGCUCUAUUAAAGUGGUUUCUACUUCAUAAAGGUAGAAAGAAUAAAUGUUUUUUGAAAUGAGAAUUAAGAGGGAAGGGAGACUUCAUAUGGAAGUUACCACUAAAAGAUUUUGAAUCUGUAGAAACAGAGCUGUUGAUAUGCUGACUAAGCUGACAUUUCUUAUGGAAAAAAGGAUUGUUUACUAGUUGAGCAACACAUGUGUGUCUCAUGUGACUUUAUUUGUCAGACUUCUCUCAACAACACUGAGGAUAUAAUCCAGCUAUGUAUAUUGUAAUUGAACUACAGAAAGAAUUCUCUUCUAAUGAUAUUUUUUUUUAGUUUAUUGCAGAAUAUAAAGAUUAAGAGCAAAGCUUGUUAAGUAUCUUCAGAUCUUUCUCAAGGGAAGAGAGGUGUUUACACAAUUUCCGUUUUGAGUACUGAGGCAAAAGUUGAGAAAGUCUAGUUUCUUUCCCCAUUUUUUUAUUUAUUAUUAUUAUUAUUAUGUUUUUGAUUCUAGAGGAACCAGGGUUAUACUUAUCGUUUAUAUUUUGAUAUAAAGAAGUGGCACCUGUGUUAUAUUUAGUGUGGCAAACUUUUGUGCAUGUUAGCCCAGCACUGGUGUAGUAUUGUGAUUUUUCAGAGUAUUGUAGUACAUUGUAAUGUUGCAUUACUGUAGCAGUGCUUGGACAGAACUGAACACAUUAACUAUAUUGUAGGACUGAUCUCUACAACGAGAGACAAGAAUCAUGUUAUUUGUUGUUUUAUCUAAAAGGUUGUAGCUUUUUUUUAUUAUUAUAUUUUGUUAUAAUAGUUGAGUUUUAAAAAUUAUGUUUAGAAGUGAUUUAUAUCUAAGACAGCAAACAUUACAUUUUUGUUUAAAUUACACAAUUAAAAAAAUAAUUAAGUUGAUGUGAUUGUUAACCCUUGUCCUACAGAUUUUAUAUUAACACUUUCCCUGUGUCCUAUCAUACUGCUAGCUCUGGAUAGGACAUAUGAUAGUGUAUGAUACUUUUUCAUCAUUUAGAUUAGCUGUCAAUAUAAAGAAAUAUACUUCUGGAAUGUUUUGAACUUUUAAACUUCAUUUAAAUUUGUAGUGCAUAUUAAGUGUAUACUUCCUUGUAUAUGGGACUAUCUAAUACACUGUAUUAAUUUGCUUAGCCAUGUAGUUAUAAUCAUAAUGUGUUCAUAUGUUGAACCUAUACACUGUAUGAUUGUUUUAUAACCAAACAAGCAUCAAGUAAUCAAAUGCAGUGUAGGCUCACUUUCUUGGUUAACCUUUUUCCUUUGAAGCCUAAUGUAAAUACUUAAUAUAACAUAUCCUUGCUGCAUGCCAGUUGAAGGGUUUCGUGGUGAUUUGAAAUCCUGCGUGAUGACAAGUUUCUCCCCACUAACUCGUGGUCAUUUCCAUGCAUCUUCCAACCUGCAGAUGAUUAGCAGUCUCGUGUGUUGUUGUGAAAGGCAAGUCCGUAGUCCACUUUUGGUAAAAAGGCUUUGUGAUGGAAGUGGACUGCAAGUGAAUGAGAUCGUAUAAAUGUUUACUUCUUUUGCAUUGUGUGUAAAUGGCUCUCUUCUCCUUAUCACUUAAUAUCAGUUUUGAUCUGGAAAUUAAAAAAGAAAAAAAAAAAAUCAGUGCUAUGGAGUUACUACUUUGCUUUCUUUCGACAACCUCAAGCGUCUGCCGUCAGUCAGUUACAGAUCAAUCAUCUGUGAUAUCAAUUCAGGUGUAAUAUAUGUCCAUAUUUUAAAAAAUCAUAAAAAAAGAAUAAAACAAAAAAGUAAAACAUUAAAAAAAAGACCGAAGGGUCACCAAGAAAAAUUAAGGUGAUGCGACCAAAAUACUAGCUUUUGAUGUUGGUACUGUGAAAUGACCACAAAUGUGUUUACUGUAAACUAAAUACCAUUGAUAUUUUAGAAUGUAAGCAAGGUGUGUGUGUGUGUGUGUGUGCAGAUAUAUGACAUACACGCACAUAUAUAUAUAUAUAUAUAUAUAUAUAUAUAUAUAUAUAUAUAUAUAUAUAUAUACAUAUACAUAUACAUAUACAUAUAUAUAUACAUAUAUAUUAUAUAUGUAUGUAUGUAUGUAUCUAUAUAGAUAUAUAUAUAGAUAGAUAUAUAUAUGUACUAUAUAUACAAAUAUUGAAUAUCAGUAUAUAAACUAGCUGAAACAUUUAACCAAGGUCAUGUAUAUUUCAGUUCUUGCAAGAAGGCUCUGAUUCUGUGGAAGCCUGUUGAAACAUGGUGUAGGUUACCAUGUUUUGCUUGAAAGACUUUCCAAAUUAUCUUGCAUUACAGUUUUUAGGUACAAAGUUGGUGCUGAAUACUUUCAAAUUAGUGAUGCCAAAUUUAGUGAUUUUCACAUGAUAGUCUUAAUCAUGCCAUUAAAUGGCUUCAGCUGUUAAAUGCCCACUAUGACUGGAUACUUUACAUCUGACCUUCUGUGUUAGAUUACAAGAGAAACUUCACACCUUCCUUAGAACUGGAUAUCAUUCCAGUUUUCUAUUAUAUUGUUGUUUGCAUACUUUACACUCAAUGUCUACAUUACUGUUACUAAAAAAUAUGUAUAUAUGAGCAUUAUUUUUGUAUUGCUUUCACUUCUUCAGAGCCUCUUGAAAACUACAACUUAAUGUGUAGCUUCUAAUAAGCCAACACAGAUGGAUUAGCUUCUUCUAAAUAAUCCACUUUUAUUUUAUCUUUCAGUAUUGCAAAGAGAGUGAACUAUCUAGUUUGAACCUUACUGUAACUGGGGUACAUACUGGUUGGAAGGUAUUAAUGAAGAUUAAGUGGAAGAAGUUUGGUAGGAAAUGUUAGUGAACCCCAGAUCUUUUUAAAAUAAAUCUUCCUGAUUUUUUACUAUUGAUACUAGGUUAGCUAGCCUGUACAUUAGUUUAUGCAAAAUUAGUUGUCACAAUUUUAUCUGAAUCUGCAAUGUUCAUUGGAAGACAACAGUUACUCCCUGGGUACAGGACUUGUACAUCGUAUUUAAAUAAAUGAAUUAGAAUACCAGUUCAUAAGUACUUUUUAUUUCCUCAGUAAAGAAAGGAUUGCCGUAUUUCAGAAUCAUAUAGACAGAAUUUCCAUUUGUUGUCGGCCACUACUGAAAUAUUCAUCACUAUAUAGGUUCAUUUGGGUAAACAAAAAGAACCACCAGCACUCUUACAUUGUUUUAUAUUUUUUUACUGGUGAAACAUUAUAAAAACAAAAAAACUAUGUAAAAAAUAGUAUGUGACUAUAAAAAAGGGGUGUGAUAUACCUGUCUACAUGUACAUAGGUGCAUGUUUGUGUGUACAAAUAAAAAUAUCAUAUUGUUGAA